This is a messenger RNA of Penicillium subrubescens, 2706 nucleotides long. Its product is annotated as Chitin synthase C. Lineage: Eukaryota; Fungi; Ascomycota; Eurotiomycetes; Eurotiales; Aspergillaceae. The transcript is spliced from 9 exons. The coding region runs from base 1 to 2706 and encodes 901 amino acids. Gene Ontology annotation, molecular function: chitin synthase activity. Gene Ontology annotation, cellular component: cell periphery; cell septum. The record is from RefSeq and is a predicted model, not a curated record.
AUGGAAUGUCCGCAACCUUCAAGCGUUCGUCCAGCAUUUCGCGUCUUCCAGUUGCCAGAUCUGGCUAACACUUCGAAUAAGCAAACCCUCGACUUCGAAGACCUGAACCAUGCCAGACAACCACCAAUUUCCUCAACCCAGCUGUCUGGAUUAUAUAGGAGACUAGAAGAGCCCGCAGUACGAUCCCAACGUCGUCAUACUUCACCAUAUCCGACUGGUGCCCCAUUUGGAGUCUCCUCGUCCGAUUCGGGACAAGCAGAUGAACGAUCCGUCCCACUUUGGGACCAUGUCAGUACUGACAUCGGCUCUACAAUCUCAUAUCACUGGGCACAACAUCAAAGGAUCACCUCGGGAACUUUGCGCCGAUAUCCGACUCGUCGGAUAAAACUGGUGCAAAGGACAGUUUUGAGCGUUGAUUACCCAGUUCCAAGUGCAAUACGGAACGCGGUCCAGCCAAAAUAUCGAGAUCUAGAAGGCAAUCCUACUGCGGAAUUUACUCACAUGCGAUACACAGCGGCCACUUGUGAUCCUGAUGAGUUCACGUUGCAACGUGGAUACAAUCUUCGCCCCUCUAUGUAUAACAGACACACCGAGAUAGUUAUCGCGAUCACCUAUUACAACGAGGAUAAAGUUCUUACCGCUCGGACAUUGCAUAGUGUCAUGCAAAACGUUAGAGAUAUCGUCAGUUUAAAGAGGACCGAGUUCUGGGAUAAAGGGGGUCCAGCGUGGCAAAAGAUCGUUGUAUGCCUUGUUUUUGACGGUAUCAAACCAUGCGAUAAAGAGACACUAGACCUUCUUGCGACUGUGGGAAUUUACCAGGAUGGUGUCAUGAAACAAGAUGUCGAUGGCCGAGAGACAGUGGCUCAUAUUUUCGAGUAUACCACUCAGCUCUCGGUCACACCAACGCAGCAAUUGAUUCGACCAUCGGGUGAUGAGCCUACCAAUCUUCCACCGGUACAGAUGAUCUUCUGCCUCAAACAGAAAAACAGCAAAAAGAUUAACUCCCACCGUUGGCUUUUCCAUGCGUUUGGGCGUAUUCUGAACCCCGAGGCCUUUUAUAACGACAAGGACCUCGGUGGGGCAUGUGGUGAGAUUCAUGCAUUACUUGGCCACGGUUGGAGAAACGUCUUGAAUCCCCUAGUAGCGGCACAGAACUUUGAAUAUAAGAUCUCUAAUAUUCUCGAUAAACCACUCGAGAGCAGUUUCGGCUACGUUAGUGUUCUUCCAGGAGCAUUCUCUGCUUAUCGCUACAGAGCUAUCGUUGGCAAGCCCUUGGAGCAGUACUUCCACGGCGAUCACACGCUAUCCAAGAGGCUUGGCAAGAAAGGAAUUGAAGGCAUGAACAUCUUCAAGAAAAACAUGUUUUUAGCGGAGGAUCGUAUCCUAUGCUUUGAACUUGUGGCAAAGGCUGGCUGCCAAUGGCGCUUGAGCUAUGUAAAAGCUUCAAAAGGAGAGACUGAUGUGCCCGAAGGCUUAGCAGAGUUCCUAAGCCAGAGACGCCGCUGGCUGAAUGGCUCUUUUGCGGCGAGCCUUUAUGCAACAAUCCAUUUUGGACGGAUCUAUAAGAGUGGGCAUAAUCCAAUUCGCCUGUUCCUCUUCCACAUCCAACUAAUUUAUAAUAUUGCUCAACUUGUCAUGACAUGGUUUUCACUUGCAUCAUACUGGCUCACUACCUCCGUCAUCAUGGAUAUUGUUGGGGUACCGAGCGCCGUGAAUCACUUCAAGAGUUGGCCGCUUGGCAGCGAAGUGUCGCCAAUCCUGAACAACUUCCUCAAGAUCGGCUACUUGGCGACUCUCUUGCUUCAAUUUAUACUGGCACUUGGAAAUCGACCGAAAGGAUCAAAAAUCCCAUACACACUUUCUCUAACCUACUUCUCUAUUGUUCAAGGCUAUAUCCUUGUUUUAACCUUCUAUCUGGUUGCACAGGCAUUAGCCGGCAAAAAUUUGACAUUCGACACACAUCUCGGUAUCGUUACAUUCAUCGGCACCUUCAUCGGUUCAACGGGUGGAAUCGUUCUAGUCGCCUUGAUCUCCACGUACGGCAUCUACUUCCUUGCCAGUUUUCUCUACCUUGAUCCAUGGCAUAUGUUUACAUCAUUAUGGGCGUAUGUACUGGGUAUGCCUUCGUCGAUUAACAUACUGAUGGUGUACGCAUUCUGUAAUUGGCAUGAUGUGUCAUGGGGAACCAAAGGUUCUGAUAAAGCCGAGACGCUCCCGUCGGUGCAGACAAAGUCAAAUGAUCAACAGACAUUUUUUGAAGAGCUAGAAAAGCCCCAGGAGGAUAUCGAUACCCUAUUUGAGCAAACGGUCAAACGGGCCUUGACGCCAUACCGACCUCCUAAUGAAAAAGAGGAGGCCAGUUUGGAUGAUUCCUACAAAGCCUUCCGAACUAAUUUGGUGCUCCUGUGGGCAUUCAGCAAUGGCCUCCUGGCGUAUUGCAUCAAUAAUGCCGGUCUAGAUCAGCUUUGCUUCACGACAACGUCGACGCCUCGCACGGCAAUGUAUUUCAGAAUUAUUCUUUGGGCAACUUCAGGGCUCUCUAUCUUCCGCUUCUGUGGCGCUGUUUGGUUUUUGGGGAAGUUCAUGAAAGUAUCUGCCUCUCGUCUUCCCGAAGUCAAACGUGUUCGGGCUGUAGCCCAGGCGGGUUUCCACCAUAAGGCCAACAUCGAAAAACCUCCUAUAAGAAGCGCACUAGAGGUCGAAUAG